ACAAAGAUGUACGCAAAGCCAGUAUUCCAUUUACUUGUGCUGUCGUUAAUAAUAAAAGAGAUUAUUUCUCGGGUGGAGUUUACUAAUUUGAAGUGUAAGACCAUGCAUAAGGACAUUUUGGAAUUUGAAUAUUGCACUUUAAAGUCGAUUAACCGUACCUACAAAUACGUCUCUGGAAAAGUUAAUCUGUAUAAAAUUCCAAUUACAAAAGCCAAGGUUAAUUUUGGACUAUACAAACGGUUAAAUGGAUAUAAGCCCUUUCUAUACAAUAAAACGGUAGAUGCAUGUUAUUUUUUCAAACAUCAAAAGUCCAACCCUGUCGCCAAGUACUUCUACGAUUUUGUUAAGGGAGUCUCGAACUUAAACCAUUCCUGUCCAUAUGAUCAUGAUAUUAUAGUUGACAAACUUUCCACGGAGUCCAUGAAUUACCACCUCACGAAAACACUUUCCUACCCGGAAGGCGACUACCUGUUGGAGUCUCAUUGGAUUCUUAAUGAGAUUCCUUCUGCAGUAGUCCAAUUAUACUUGUCUCUUUUCUGA
Messenger RNA from Drosophila elegans, 540 nucleotides. RefSeq lists its product as uncharacterized. The transcript is spliced from 4 exons. The record is from RefSeq and is a predicted model, not a curated record. Bases 7 to 540 code for a protein of 177 amino acids. NCBI's taxonomy places the organism in Eukaryota, Metazoa, Arthropoda, Insecta, Diptera, Drosophilidae.